Molecule: messenger RNA, 1494 nt
Organism: Polyodon spathula (Mississippi paddlefish)
Lineage: Eukaryota; Metazoa; Chordata; Actinopteri; Acipenseriformes; Polyodontidae
Product: adhesion G-protein coupled receptor G4-like
Exons: 10
Coding region: 1-1494 (497 amino acids)
Biological process (GO): cell surface receptor signaling pathway; adenylate cyclase-activating G protein-coupled receptor signaling pathway
Cellular component (GO): membrane
Molecular function (GO): G protein-coupled receptor activity
Source: RefSeq, a predicted model, not a curated record
AUGGAACUGAUCAAGCAGUUGCUGAUACAGAACAGCAGCUACACAGAUGAGGUUAUUUCCCUGAAGGCUGAUCCUGCGAGCAUCCACAUCCAGCUCAUUGACCCAGGGUCCUGCCCCCCUGAGGUGACCCACUCAUUCUUCAAGGGAAACUACACCUGGCCAGAGAUCACAGCGGGGGACACUGCAUGUCUGCACUGCUCGGGGAACCCCAAUCACUUUGCCAUGAGAAAAUGUGGUGUGGCCAUGGAGACUGACCGAGCCAAUUGGGAAAAUCCGAUGCUGCAAUCCUGCCCGAUGGUGUUCAGCCUCCCGGACAAUAUCCUAGAUCUGGGGAAUGUCGAGGUCACCGCAGACAACGCCAUGGUGCUUGCUGAGCUGAUUAAGAACCUGACGAGCAACUCCCCCAAGAUUAACCCUCAGGAAGUUGAGAUUGUGGUCAGCAAAGUGGCAGAGAUCCUGCAGGUCGGGGAGGUCACUCCUCUCCUUGGACUGACCAUCAUCAACAUCAUCACCAACAUCAUGGAGAAGGAGAGCAACCUGCAGUCUGUUGCCAACCAAAUCCUGGAGAUCACAGAGAGCAUUGGAAACAAAAUGAGCUUCGAUGGAGAGUCUGUCAGCCUCACCUCCCCCAUGCUGGCCCUGACGGUCUUAAACAUCAACUCCUUCCAAUUCGAUGGACUUGCCUUCGGAGUGACGUCCUUCAUCCCAGGCCACAACCCCCAGACUUUCCUCAAUCAGGACCCGUUCGACGACACCGUGGCGUACAUUUCCCUGCCUCGCUCUCUGGAAAAACACCUUUUUCAACAGAGCAACAGAACCAUGGCCCGGAUCCAGUUCCAUUUCUAUGGGAAACCUGUGCUCUUCCAGGACUCGAUACUUAGAGACAGAAUCCUGAACACGUACGUUGUUUCUGCCAGCGCGACCAACGUCACGAUUCGUGAUCUGACAGACCCAGUAACAAUAACUCUCCAGCACAUAAAGCCUAAUCAGGACCUGUCCAGGACCCCAAUCAGUGCCCUGGAUGAUCGUAUUAUGACCAUGAUCACGUACGUGGGCUGUGGUCUGUCCUCCAUCUUCCUGAUUGUCACCUUGCUGUCCUACAUAGCCUUCGAUAAGCUACGCCAGGACUACCCCUCGAAGAUCCUGAUGAACCUGUCAGCCGCCCUGCUCCUGCUGAACCUGCUGUUCCUGCUCAACACCUGGCUGGCCUCCUUUGGUAACCAUGGCAUGUGCAUCUGCCUGGCUGUCACCUUGCACUACUCCCUGCUGGCCUCCUUCACCUGGAUGCUGCUGGCAGCUGUGCACAUGUACUUCGCUCUCGUCAAGGUCUUCAACAUCUACGUGCGCGCCUACAUCCUCAAGCUCUGCUCCAUUGGCUGGGGGGUUCCACUGGUAGUUGUCAGCAUUGUACUGGUGAUCAACAAAGACUUCUAUGGAAGUGGAGUGUCUGCUGAAUCUGUCAGCCCAUCCAAGACUCCAGAGGAUGUGUUGUGA